UCCUUCAAAGUUCUCAUUUUGGACCCCCAUUUCCCCCUCCCUCUCGUCCCCCAGCUAAAGAGGGGUAGGGAGUGAUGCAAAUGUUUUAUUACCUUUGAGAGCUUCAUCUGAACUGUCAGGCCCGAAGGGAAAAGGAGAGGAGAGAGAGGCAGUGGAAGAGCCGCGGAGAGGGUCAGCUUGGCCAGAGGACAGGACUUAGAAGAGCGAAGCCUGUAGAGCCGCGAAAAAAAUGCGAGAGAGGAGAGGCAAAGGCGGAGAUGCCCCGUGGCCCAGAGGGGAAGGCAGGUCGGCGCGCCGAAUCCGGGAGCCGCAGGGAUUGGUGGCACUGCCCUUUCUGGCGCAGAAGCCUCGGGCAGCGCUGGCGGAGGAAGCCCGCCCGGAGGCCAAAUCCUCCCGCGGGCUGGAUGCUCUCUCUCCCUCCGCGCUCCGAGCGCCGAGUGCGAAUUAACCUCGUGGCCUAAAGAGCAGGACAUCCAAGUAAGAUUGGACGAGCUCAUAGGGCGGAACCCGGCGUCCUUUGAACCUCCCCAAAGAAAAAGAGCCAGCCCCCACUCUCCCACAUCAAAGCGGAGAUUCGGUGACUCUUAACUUUGUUACAAGCUCUCUGGGGCCGGCUGGGGUUUUGUUUUGCUUAUUUCCAAGAGGGAGAAGAUGAGAAGUAGCGCACUUUGAGCGGCGAGGAAAAAGUGAGGAAGAGAGAAGAGCCCGGGAUUGAAUCCGGGACUCUAAGAGGGAAAAGAGCCCAAACCACCUGGACCCUCGCUGGUCUCGGCGAGCCACCGCCUCUCGACUGGUGUGUUUGGACAUUUCUGCUGCGCAGUUACGAGAGCAACUCUCAGCGGCUGCAUUCUUGGCCCAGUUGGCAGGUCGCCUCCUGGUGUGCGGAGCGACUCCUCGCUCGCGCCCUCGGCGCUUCUCGCUUUCCUGAGCCCCUCCGGGGGCACCGGCCGGCGCUCCCGCUGCGUGGCUGCGGGCUCCGGCCUGAUCGUGGGAUGUUAGCGGUGGGGGCGAUGGAGGGUACCCGGCAGAGCGCUUUCCUGCUCAGCAGCCCGCCCCUGGCCGCCCUGCACAGCAUGGCAGAAAUGAAGACCCCGCUGUACCCCGCCGCGUACCCCGCGCUGCCCGCCGGCCCCCCCUCCUCCUCGUCCUCCUCGUCCUCCUCGUCAUCACCCUCCCCGCCUUUGGGUUCCCACAACCCAGGUGGCCUGAAGCUCCCGGCCGCGGGGGGGCUCUCAUCCCUGGGCAGCCCCCCGCAGCAGCUCUCGGCCGCCACCCCACAUGGCAUCAACGACAUCCUGAGCCGGCCCUCCAUGCCCGUGGCCUCAGGGGCAGCCCUGCCCUCCGCCUCGCCCUCCGGUUCCUCCUCCUCUUCCUCGUCCACCUCCGCUUCCUCCGCUUCGGCCGCCGCGGCCGCAGCUGCGGCCGCUGCCGCCGCUGCCUCAACCCCAGCGGGGCUGCUGGCCGGCCUGCCCCGUUUCAGCAGCCUGAGCCCGCCACCGCCGCCGCCCGGGCUCUACUUCAGCCCCAGCGCCGCGGCCGUGGCCGCCGUGGGUCGGUACCCCAAGCCGCUAGCCGAGCUGCCCGGCCGGACGCCUAUCUUCUGGCCAGGAGUGAUGCAGAGCCCGCCCUGGAGGGACGCACGCCUGGCCUGCACUCCUCGCCGGCCGGAACCGUAUGCCCCUCCUGGGUUAAAGAGGUGGGGAGGGCAGGAGAGGCUACUGUGCUCCAGCCCGCACCCCAGCUUUCCAGUGUCCCAUGCCGAAGUCCCACUCGACCUUCGCCAGCCUGACUGGCCUCCUCUCUGCGAACCGGUGGGGACCGGCAGCGGCGAGCCCUCCUCAGCCCUGAGCCGAACGCGUGUGUUUGCAUGUACGUCUCGGUCCAGGGUGUCCCCACCUCACCUCGUCGCCCUCACCACCACGACCCUCGUCCCCCGAGUACGCUCAGCCCAGAUCAAGGAUCCAUUUUGUUGGACAAAGAUGGGAAGAGGAAACACACGAGACCCACGUUCUCGGGCCAGCAGAUCUUCGCCCUGGAGAAGACUUUCGAACAAACGAAGUACUUGGCAGGGCCCGAGAGGGCUCGCUUGGCCUAUUCGUUGGGGAUGACGGAGAGUCAGGUCAAGGUUUGGUUCCAGAACCGCCGGACCAAGUGGAGGAAGAAGCACGCAGCCGAGAUGGCCACGGCCAAGAAGAAGCAGGACUCGGAAAC
Messenger RNA from Mesoplodon densirostris (Blainville's beaked whale), 2211 nucleotides. RefSeq names its product NK6 homeobox 1 (gene NKX6-1). Gene Ontology annotation, biological process: regulation of transcription by RNA polymerase II; cell differentiation. The record is from RefSeq and is a predicted model, not a curated record. Gene Ontology annotation, molecular function: RNA polymerase II cis-regulatory region sequence-specific DNA binding; DNA-binding transcription factor activity, RNA polymerase II-specific. The transcript has 5 exons. Bases 993 to 2108 code for a protein of 371 amino acids. NCBI's taxonomy places the organism in Eukaryota, Metazoa, Chordata, Mammalia, Artiodactyla, Ziphiidae. Gene Ontology annotation, cellular component: nucleus.